Molecule: messenger RNA, 2571 nt
Organism: Arachis stenosperma
Lineage: Eukaryota; Viridiplantae; Streptophyta; Magnoliopsida; Fabales; Fabaceae
Product: potassium transporter 5-like
Exons: 8
Coding region: 164-2416 (750 amino acids)
Biological process (GO): potassium ion transmembrane transport
Cellular component (GO): membrane
Molecular function (GO): potassium ion transmembrane transporter activity
Source: RefSeq, a predicted model, not a curated record
ACUCUCACAUAAACCUUUAAUUUUUGUAGUGGGAUUUCUUUCUUCUUUGCUUCAUAGAGAAUUCAAAUUCAAAACACUCUAUGCCCAAUAUAAAUAGCUCCUUGGAAAACUUAAGAGCCCAAUAAUAAUAAUAAUAAUAAUCGUAUAACCAAAUCACACUAAUAUGGCUUCAGAAGAGCAAAACCAUGCUACUCAUCAGGAUUCUGAUCAUCAUGGUGAUGGCAUCAUUGGAAAGAAUAAGAUAUUAAGAAGACAUGACUCUCUAGACAUGGAAUCUCGCAUCUUCUCAAAUUCUUCUGCUCACUCUAAAGGGCCAUCGAUGUCCAUGAUUAUGCACCUAGCGUUUCAAAGCAUAGGAAUUGUGUAUGGAGACAUAGGAACAUCACCAUUGUAUGUUUAUUCAAGCACUUUCACUGAUGGCAUAAAGCACAAUGAUGAUAUUUUGGGUGUUCUUUCUAUCAUCCUUUACACUAUUACCCUCAUUCCUCUUAUCAAAUAUGUCCUCAUUGUCUUAAAGGCAAACGACAAUGGCGAUGGAGGGACUUUUGCUUUGUACUCUCUAAUAUGCCGCUAUGCCAAAGUAAGUCUUACUCCAAAUCAACAAAUUGAAGAUGCAGAAGUUUCUAAUUAUCAGUUAGAUUUGCCUGAGAAUAGCACCACAAAGAGAGCUUCAAUGGUUAAGUCAAAACUUGAGAACAGUUACUUUGCAAAGCUCUUCUUGUUGCUAGUCACCAUGCUUGGUACCUCCAUGGUCAUUGGGGAUGGUGUACUCACUCCUUGCAUCUCUGUUUUAUCUGCUGUGGGAGGGCUCAAGGAAGCUACUUCAAAAAUAACUAACGAGCGGGUUGUUGGGAUAUCGAUAGGAAUCUUGAUAUGCCUAUUCAUGGUUCAAAGGUUUGGAACAGAUAAAGUUGGGUACAGUUUUGCCCCCAUUAUAUGUGUUUGGUUUUUGUUCAUUGGAGGAAUCGGUGUUUACAAUUUCAUCAAGUAUGAUCCCAUUGUUAUCAAAGCACUAAAUCCAGCAUACAUUGUAUACUACUUUCGGAGGAACAAGAAGGAUGCUUGGAUUUCUCUUGGUGGCAUCGUUCUAGCAAUAACAGGAACUGAAGCACUAUUUGCGGAUGUUGGACAUUUCACAGUGAGAUCUAUACAAAUAAGCAUGUGCUCUGUGACAUAUCCUGCUCUCAUUCUGGCCUAUACUGGACAAGCUUCAUUCCUUCGCAAACACAAUGAUCUUGUUUCUGAUACUUUCUACAAGUCCAUACCACAUAAACUAUACUGGCCAAUGUUUGUUGUUGCUGUGGCAGCAGCAAUCAUAGCAUCUCAAGCGAUGAUCUCAGGAACAUUCUCAAUCAUACAACAAUCCUUAGCACUUGGAUGUUUUCCUCGUGUCAAAGUUGUACAUACAUCAGCCAAGUAUGAAGGACAAGUUUACGUUCCCGAAAUCAAUUUCAUACUCAUGAUUGCCUGUGUUGCCGUCACUGCUGGAUUCAAAACCACCACCAAAAUUGGCAAUGCUUAUGGAAUAGCAGUGGUUUUUGUAAUGACACUAACUUCAGCAUUGCUUGUUCUAGUCAUGAUCAUGAUAUGGAAGACUAACCUGCUAUUAAUCAUAAGCUAUGUUCUUAUUAUUGGUUCUGUGGAGCUUCUAUACUUAAGCUCAGUGCUAUACAAAUUCAAGGAUGGAGGGUAUCUUCCACUAGCAUUUGCAUUGUUCCUAAUGUCCAUAAUGUACAUUUGGAAUGAUGUGUAUAGAAAAAAGUACUAUUAUGAGUUGGAUCAUAAGAUUUCUCCUCAAAGGCUUAAGGAAAUUAUUGCUAAUGAAAAAAGGUUGCAUAGAAUCCCUGGAUUUGCCAUCUUUUAUUCGGAGCUUGUUCAAGGAAUUCCACCAAUUUUCAAGCAUUAUGUGUCGAAUAUUCCGGCCUUGCAUUCUAUUGUGGUGUUUAUCUCGAUCAAAUCGUUACCAAUUAGCAAGAUUUCAAUGGAGGAGAGGUUCAUUUUUCGCCGUGUCGAACACGACGAACUUAAGAUAUUUAGAUGCGUUGUGAGAUAUGGAUAUACGGAUGUCCGUGACGAGAAAGAGCCGUUAGAGGAUUUGUUAGUUAGAAGGUUGAAGUCAUUUGUUGGGGAACCUAGGGUUCUUGAUUCAUCUCAAAAGGUUGAAGAGGAGAGAAUGAGUGAUGGUGGUGGUGAAGAGACUAUUAUUGUUGAGGAAAUUGAGAAAGGAUUGGAAGCUGGAAUUGUUCAUUUGAUUGGUGAGAGUGAAGUUGUUGCAAGCAAAGGAAGUGGCAUUGGGAAGAAGAUUUUGAUAAAUUAUGCUUACAAUUUCUUGAAAAAGAACUUGAAGCAAGGUGACAAAGUGUUUGAUAUUCCUCAUGAGCGUAAGGUUAAAGUGGGAAUGACAUAUGAACUUUAAAUAUGAUAGAAAUUAAGUGCUCAAAUAAGAAUAAUAAUAGGUGGAAAGAGAGACCUAUGACAACUAUUUUUGUUUGUUUCUAUAAAUAAUUGUAUGUAUUAUUUUUAUUUGGAUAAAUAUUUAAGCACGAGUAGAAUUAUUGUUUUUGGUUAUUA